Molecule: messenger RNA, 1464 nt
Organism: Microdochium trichocladiopsis
Lineage: Eukaryota; Fungi; Ascomycota; Sordariomycetes; Xylariales; Microdochiaceae
Product: isoprenoid synthase domain-containing protein
Exons: 7
Coding region: 1-1065 (354 amino acids)
Source: RefSeq, a predicted model, not a curated record
AUGCACGACGCCGUUGCAGGCGAUGCAGUUUCAGACGCCGAAUGGCUGCGGAUCCCGGACUCGUUGUUCUACUCCAUCAUGUCCGCCGAGCCGGUCGUCAACCCCAACUACCACGAGUCCAAGGCCAUGUCGGAUCCUUGGGUCGCUAGGGCAUUAGGGCUCGACGAGAAACAGGCCCGGAAAUGGGCCAAGCUGGACAUCGCGUACAUGAGCGCAAUCUGCACGCCGCGGGCGGACUUGGAGGUACUCAAGCUCAUGAACGACUGGAACGGUUGGGUGUUUGCGUUUGACGAUCCAUUCGACGAAGGAGCCUACACCUCAGACCCCAUCAAGGCCGCCGAGGAAGUCAUCGCGACGCUCGCCGUGCUCGACGACCUGCACCCGCCAGUGUGCUCCGUCCAGCAGCCCGUGCGGCACGCCUUGCAGUCAUGUUGGCAGCGCUUCUCGAAGCUCGCCCCGCCACAGCUCAAGUACCGGUGGAAGAGGCAGCUCACCGCGUAUGCCGUCGGCGUGCUGCAGCAGGUCGGUGUCCAGGCCAGGACUGCUGCAGGAGAGAGGGAGGGCAAGGCGGCCAAGCCGCCGACGAUCGAGGAGUACAUGGAGUACCGCGCAGGAUGCGUUGGCGCUUAUCCCUGCUUGGGCCUCAUGGAAUUAGCAGAGGGCAUCGACCUGCCACAUGACGUUGUGGACCAUCCAUCGUUGAGUGGGAUUGCCAGGGUCACGGUAGACCUUGUCACGCUGCAAAACGACAUAUGCUCCUUCAAGAAGGAUAUUGACUCGGGCGAGACUGCCAACAUCAUGUUCCUGCUCAAGGACCAGGGCAUGACCACCCAGGAGGCUGCCGAUCGCGUCGGCCAGAUGCUGCACGACUGCUACCGUCGCUGGUACACCCACCUCGUGGCUCUGCCGUACUGGGGCGACAGCAUAGACCGCCAGGUGCUCAAGUACAUCGAGGGUUGCCGGAACUUGGCAUUGGGCAAUCUGACUUGGAGUUUGUACACGCCUCGAUACAUGGGCGACCAGGGCCAGCGCGUGCGGGCCACGCGCAUGAUCAAACUGCGGUGAAUCAGUCACCCGUGUGGUGUCGCCUGAUCAUGCGCCGAGCAUCGUAGGAUCGGAGAGGUUCGAUAUCAGAGGCGUCCACUUGCGUAAAUCGCCAAGUAGACUUGCAUCAUGGGAGGACAUAGUGUUUUUUUGACAUCAAGUUCUGAAGCGUCGGAAACGGGCCGCAUCGCAAAGGCAAGCAAGCAAGCAAGCAAUCAAUCGCAUUUUGAACCAGGGGCGGGGGGAGGCAUGCAAGAAUGUAUUCUCGGAAGCAAUCGCAUUAUCUAUCAUGUCUGGCCAGGCCAAUAGAGCCUGGGCUUUGCUUGAUAUGACGAGUUAUGAUGGAGUUGUGGUUUCGCUAGAUUUAGAUAGCAUCUAUCGUUGGCCACUUUCCUAAAUUUUAAAGAUUUUCAAUCCUGA